Messenger RNA from Poecilia reticulata (guppy), 1055 nucleotides. Its product is annotated as protein THEM6-like. The record is from RefSeq and is a predicted model, not a curated record. NCBI's taxonomy places the organism in Eukaryota, Metazoa, Chordata, Actinopteri, Cyprinodontiformes, Poeciliidae.
UGUGAAAUCUACUACCGGAAGUGUUUAGAGUUGAGUUGAACCGUGCAGACUGCCGUUUUUAGCUGACACUACAAGACACGACCACGGCAGAGAUGUGGUGGGUGGCGUGGGUCCUCGCUGUUUUAGUGUUUCUCUUCAGCACUCUGGAUGUGUGGUACUUCCUGCGAGYGGGCGCCGUUCUUUUGCGGGCCUGGUUUCAACCUCCGGUGUGGGACGUCACGGGAGAGCAGGUCAUGACGGGACGCGUCACUCCACGCGACAUCGACAUGUGCCACAUGAACAAUGCCCGGUACCUCCGGGAGUGCGACUUCGCCCGCUUCUCUCUCUACAUGCGUAACGGUGUGUUCAAAGCAACGCGGGCCCUCGGAGCCAACCUGGUGGUGGGGGCCACAACCAUCCGCUACCGCAGGGCUCUGUGUAUAGGAGAGGGUUACGAUCUGUGCAGUCGGAUCGUCACUUGGGAUGACAAAGCUUUUUUCCUGGAGCAAAGGUUUGUGUCCACUAAAGACAGACUGGUGUGUGCCGUCAUGUACUGCAAGCAGAGUGUGAUACGCAGCAGUCCUGACAAGAUCUUACAGCACCUGUGUAAAAGGAAGGUGGAGCCUCCUGAGUUUCCAGAGGACCUGCAGCAUUGGGUCAACUUUAUUUCUGCCAGCAGCCAGGCCCUGAGAGCUGAGAGUGGCCUUGAGGAGAAGAACAAAUAGUUGGACGGACAGUAUGUCGGCCUGAGACGCUCCAUCGUCUCAGAGAGAAAUUAAUAAUCUGCACAGUUAUGUCACUACUUCACUGUUGAGCCUGUUCUUUGCACUAAGGGUACUUUGAACCCAGCAUUUAAAGAUGUAACACAGGAAUAUUGGUGUACAUUGCAUUGARAAUGUACAGAUGUACGCCGUUACAUCACAACUUUUGUAACUGUAAAUAUCUAACAUAUGGCAGGUUUUAUAGCAGCAGCAAUAAAACUUAUCUGUGGGUUAAGGUGUGAGUUUCUUACUGGAACAAAAUGUGCUUUUAAAGCAUACAAAUAUUAGAAAUAAAAAUGACUACUUGAGCUUUAA